Chara braunii is the source of this 1386-nucleotide messenger RNA. NCBI's taxonomy places the organism in Eukaryota, Viridiplantae, Streptophyta, Charophyceae, Charales, Characeae. The record is from the annotation of a GenBank genome assembly.
GCGCGGUACCGAAACGGGCUGAGCGGCGGCGUUCGUUCCGCUUCGUCACCUCCAGCCCCCGCAUACAUCGUCGGCUGUGUCCAUCGCUGUCGACCUUCUUCCACGUUGACUGCGUGCGUGCAAGGACGACGCACGCGCACGGAGUGACGGUGCCAUCUCAGUGUGACGGAUAUGGAGUUCGGCGGAGAGGGCGAACGUGGUUUGUUGACGCUUCGUGAGCUGCAAGUCGUGGCGGCGGCCGUGUCGACGUUUGCAGAGAGAGCUCGUCGUGAGCGGGCGCUUGGACGACUGAGGGCGGAGUUGCGCGCACGUAGGAGGGUGGUCAUGAGGCUUCAAGACAGCAUUGGUCCGGAGUACGUGGCGACAUCGCAGAGUGUUCUUCAGCUAUGGUACGUGUCGGGGUGCGGAGUGAUGCCGAGAGAGACGCCGCGGUGGUGGAUAAAGCGCAGGACUGGAGGCACGUGGGAAGACCUCCGCCAAUGCGACGACACGACGGACGACUACUUCCGGGAAAAGCUACGAAUGUCGCCACGAGUGUUCCGGGAGAUCACGGAGGCAUGUGCACCUCAUCUUCAGCGGCGGGUGACGUUUUACAGGGAGCCUCUGCAGCCUGACCAGAUUGUCUCAUACGCAUUGUACAGGUGGGCGUCGGGUGAGACAUACGAGAGCGGCACGUGCAACUUCGGGAUUGGCAGAGCCUCUGGCCUCGUCGCCGUGCGCAACGUCACUGCCGCGCUGCUCCGAGUUGUCGUCGACCUCGGCUUGCGAGUCGUCGACGUGCACUGCGGAUACCCGGGAAGCUGCCACGAUAUCAGGGCGCUCCAGCUGUCCAGCCUCCGGCAGCGCGCGGAGUCAGGGGAGUUGUUCCGUGGUUCGCCUGUGACACUCCCUUUUGGUGUGCGCACGAACGGCUACGUCCUGGCGGACAACGGUUACUCCCCAUCUGAAUGGAUGGUGGUCCCGUAUGGAGGCAUCAAUCAGCACGUGGACGACGAGCGUUUCAACAACAAGCAGAAGGUGGCGAGGGGAGCGGUGGAGCGGGCGUUCGGCAGGCUGAAGGGCAUGUGGCGUCUGUUUCUGCGAUCACACAAGACGAACCUGGACACUCUCCCGCAGCAGUUCACCGCCGUCUCUAUACUGCACAACAUACUUAUCGACGUCGGGAUUCCAUUCGACGAGAACCUGCUAUGGGAGGUCGACGCUAAUGGUGUGCGAAGACGUGUGGACCUGGGGAUGGAAGAGCCCAUGCAGCCCGUGUCGAUGCUUACUACGACCGACGAAGCGUUGGCCCUGCGCACUGCUCUGUCGGAGCGAAUGAAACAACUCUGAGUCCUGUUGCGACUCAGCACGGCAGGGAGUGGCAUUGUGUUCGUCGCAGCGAUGGCU